AUGGCGAGCUGCAGCGCAGUAGGGCUGAUGGCCAUUCUGCGCUGCAGCGCGCCCAGCGCCGCGCCAGCCGCGGCCCUGCGCGCCACCGGCUCCACGCCCGCCUGCAGCGCGCUCGCGAGGUGCACGCUGCCCUCCAGCAGGCGAGCGGCGUGGGUCACGCUCGUACGGUCGUGA
Auxenochlorella protothecoides is the source of this 174-nucleotide messenger RNA. RefSeq lists its product as hypothetical. The coding region runs from base 1 to 174 and encodes 57 amino acids. NCBI's taxonomy places the organism in Eukaryota, Viridiplantae, Chlorophyta, Trebouxiophyceae, Chlorellales, Chlorellaceae. The transcript has a single exon. The record is from RefSeq and is a predicted model, not a curated record.